UGGUGGGGCGGGGCCUCGGGCUCCGCCCCCACCGGGAAUCCCGCCCUUCCACCUGGCCCCGCCCCCUGGGGUCCCGCCCAGAAGAGUCUCGCUAUUGCUCCUUUUGGAGCCCCGCCCCCGCUCCUUGCUCCUCCCCCCGGAGCUCCGCCUUCGCCGGGGCCCCGCCCCCGAAGCCUCGGAGCCCCGCCCCCGAAGCCUCGGAGCCUCGCCCAGCAGGGUUUCCUAGCGCACAUCGUGAGAAGCCGCGCAGGCUCUGCAGGUGCGCGGUCCCCACGGGAGCUCAGGGCCUCGACUAUGUUGCGCAGGUUGGGCUGCGGGCUGUUCUGCAGCCUCUUGGCAUUGUUGCUCUGCUGCCUGCUCUUUCUGAAGGGGCGCACGCCAGCAGGGAGCUCCAAGGUCCACCAGCACUCAAGGGCACUGCCAAGGCCCCGGCACAGCCAGUGCUCGCCCAACCCAGCAAUUGCUAAGGCCUCCCUGUCCCUGCCCAGCCGCCAUCGCCUCUUCCUAACCUAUCGACACUGCCGGAACUUCUCCAUCUUGCUGGAACCUUCCGAGUGUGCCGGGGACACCUUCCUGCUCCUGGUCAUCAAGUCACAGCCUGGCCAUAUCGAGCAGCGUGCGGCCAUUAGGAGCACUUGGGGCCGGGCUGGGAGCUGGGUCAGGGGCCGGCAGGUGAAGCUGGUGUUCCUCCUGGGGGUAGCAGGGCCUGUACCCCCAGCCCAGCUGCUGGCCUAUGAGAGUUGGCAGUUCGAUGACAUCCUGCAGUGGGACUUUGCCGAGGACUUCUUCAACCUGACACUCAAGGAGCUGCAUGUGCAGCGCUGGAUGGCGGCCGCCUGCACACAGGCCCACUUCAUACUGAAGGGGGAUGAUGACGUCUUCAUCCAUGUCCCCAAUGUGCUCGAGUUCCUGGAGGGCCGGGAUCCAGCCCAGGACCUCUUCGUGGGCGAUGUCAUCCACCAGGCCCGGCCCAACAGGAACACCAAGGUCAAAUACUUCAUCCCAUUCUCCAUGUACAGGGCCCGCCACUAUCCACCUUAUGCAGGAGGAGGUGGCUAUGUUAUGUCCCAGGCUACUGUGAGGCAUCUUCACACAGCCAUGGAAAAGGCAGAACUCUUCCCCAUUGAUGAUGUCUUUGUGGGGAUGUGCCUGCAAAAGCUGGGGGUGAGCCCCAUACACCAUGCUGGCUUCAAGACAUUUGGAAUCCAACAGCCCCUGAACUGGGACCCUUGCUUGUACAGAGGACUCCUGCUGGUGCACCGUCUCAGCCCCCUGGAGAUGUGGAAUAUGUGGGCACUGGUGACAGAUGAGGGGCUCAAAUGUGCAGUGACCCCCCAGCCUAGCCCUAAGGGGUGGGUUGAGAAACAGCUUUAGAGUGGCUGCUGACUUCCUGUACCAGGAGAAACAGAUCAGUCCCUGCUGGUCAGCAGGAAAUGAACUCAUUUUUAUAAUGUCACCAACCUUUCCCGAUUCAAAGUGCUGCAACCCGGCAAACUUGUCGAGCGAGCAUGUGCUGAAUGGGAGUGGAUGCUGCCGGAAGGCAAGGCCCCCACAACUCCCACCACCUAGGCAGUGAAGGAAAGACACUGCAUGAUGGCCACAAAGACUUUUUUUUUUUUAAUGCAAACACCAAACUUCUCUUCCUUUGGACACAGUGGAGAAACUCUGGAAGGAAGGAGCGAACAAGAAGCGUGUGUUGGAAAAGCCCUGUGGGGAGCACCAGGUGAACACUGUCAUGCUGAGAAACUCCCUAGCUGAGCUGUGCUCACUGGGACAAAGGACAUUAUAAACAUAAAUCUUAGAAACCAGACAGGCUCCCUCCUCUGGAGCAAACAUUGAAAUUAUACUUGAAAAUCUGAGUAAUAUUAAAAACUGGAGCUAAACAGCGAUUGAACUUAA
Messenger RNA from Peromyscus californicus insignis, 1899 nucleotides. It is a transcript of the gene B3gnt4, whose product is annotated as UDP-GlcNAc:betaGal beta-1,3-N-acetylglucosaminyltransferase 4. The record is from RefSeq and is a predicted model, not a curated record. Gene Ontology annotation, molecular function: hexosyltransferase activity. Gene Ontology annotation, cellular component: membrane. NCBI's taxonomy places the organism in Eukaryota, Metazoa, Chordata, Mammalia, Rodentia, Cricetidae. The coding region runs from base 295 to 1374 and encodes 359 amino acids. The transcript is spliced from 2 exons.